UUGGUUGUGUUGCAGGCUCAGCAGGUGACUGGCAUUGCACUGUGAAUGGAGUCCACCCUGGCCUCUUCCUCUGGAGGGCUGCUUGCAAAGAGUCCAAAGAAACACAUGGAUGGUAGGCCUGACACAAGGAUGUUUGCAAAACUGAAGAAGAAGAUUGCUGAAGAAGCAGCUACCGCACCACGGCCAGGAGGGGCGGCCAGGAUCCCCCGAUCAUUCAGCAAGGAGUCAAUCACAUCUGUGGGAGCAGAUUCAGGGGAUGACUUUCCUUCCGAUGGAAGUUGUUCCAGAGAAGACCUCUCAUCUCAGCUGUUCCGAAGGAAUGAACAAAUACGGAAGCUGGAAGUCAAGCUCUCUGAUUAUGCCGAGCAGGUCCGAAACUUGCAGAAGAUUAAGGAGAAGCUUGAAAUUGCACUAGAGAAGCACCAGGAUUCCUCUCUGAGGAAGCUUCAGGAACAGAAUGAGGCUCACCAGGCCAGCAGGGCCAAGAUGGCGGAGGGAAUGGCCUUAGCACUUGAGAAGAAGGACCAGGAGUGGAGGGAGAAGCUGUCUCAUCUUGAAAAGGAAAGGAAGAGCCUUUCAGCACAUUUACAAGAGAUGCGAGAACAGAGCUUGAAUCUCUUCCAGAAGCGAGACGAUUACGAUGAGCUGGAAGGCUUCCAGCAGCAGGAACUGGCUAAAGUCAAGCACAUGCUUUUGAAGAAAGAAGAAUCCUUAGGUCAAAUGGAGAGAGAACUGGAAUCCUCCAGGAAAGAACUGGCCUGUAUCCGAGAAGACCUACAGGCCUCCGACUCUUUGUCCUCACGUCUGGCUGCCGAGUUGCAGGAACUACGACAGCAGCAUACGGACCUGGAGGCAGAAAGGGAUGAGCUCUUAGACGCAGAGGAGAGUGCAGAGAAUAAGAUUACUGACCUGGAGCAGCGGGGCCGCGAACUUCAAACAUACAUCCAUCAGAUGUCAGUAGAUCUUCAAAAUUCUCAGGUUACUGCCUCCAGUUGUGAAAUGACAUUGGAAAUGAUGCAGGCAGAAAACAAAGCUCUGAAACUGGAGUAUGAACAGCACAAGCAAAAGAUGAUUGUCGAAAUAGAGGAGAAAAACCAGCUCAUGGGACACUUGCAAGGGAAACUGACCAUUCUGGAGAAGCGACUGGAAGGGAACCUUUCUGGUGAUGAGCAUGUACGGGAGCUGCUGCAGGAGAAAAGUGCUCUGGAACACCGACUGGAGAGUGCCCUGCAGCAGCUUUCAGCAGCACGGACGAGUCAUGCGGAGAGCUUGAGCCUCUUGGAGACUCAGAUCCAACAGCUGAACUGCAAAGUAGCAGAAGGGCAGGUUCAGCUGAGUGAGAGAGAAGAGGCCAUGAGGAGCAUCCAGGAGAACAGUUUGCACCAGCUGAAAGGUCUGGAACAAGCCCUUCAACUUGCCGAUGAAGCUGCAGCAAAAAGUAAAGAUGAUAUCAGGGAGAGAGAGCAGCAGAUCCAAAACCUGCAAAUGGACCUGGAGCUGGAAAGCACCAAAUCAGAGGAAGCCAUCUCUUCCGUGAAGCAUCAAUGCGCCGAGCAGGUCAGGCGACUUGAGGAGCAGGUUGCUACCCUUGAAGUAGCGCAAGAAGCUGAAAUGACGGUUGCCAAGCACAAGAUUAGCGAACUAGAGAAAGAAAACGAAGAACUCAAAGACAGCCACAGAGAAUGUGAAAGCUCUUCAAGGAUGCAAGAGUCAGAAUUGGAAAAGCUAAAGGCAGAAUUAAGCAGCAGGGAAACAGUCAGCAUUGAAAUUGCCAAAGCCCUGGAAGAGACACGGAAACACAAGGAGGACUUACAGCAGCAGGUUGCCGACCUGUCCUUGUUAUUGAAGAAGAAGGACGGGCUGAUUAAGGAUAAAACUGACACGCUGCUGAAAAAGGAUGAAGAGCUGAAUUGCUUAAGGCAAGGCCAAGAGGAGCUUCGGCUGCAGAUGCAGCAGUUGCAGACCGACCUCGAGUUGUGCCAGCGACAGGCUGCUGAGAGGGAAGCUGUGGCGGGAGAGCAGAUGAGCACUUUGCGGCAGCAGCUACAAGAGCAGCAGGAGUGCAGGCUGGCCAGCGAGGGCCAGGUGAGCAGAUGUGAAUUGGUAGCCAAAGCCUUGAAAAAACAAUUGCACCUUGCUGAGGAUGGAGAAGUGGAGCCAAACGGGGAAGUGGCUGCUGCAGACAUAGUCCAGCUGCAGAAGGAGAACAGGGAAUUGGAGCAGCAAAUUGUAGAGAAGAACAAAAUGAUCAAGCAGUUACAGCAAAGGAUGGCAGAACUAAAGAAGACACUACAGAAAGAACUGAAAAUUCGACCGGACAGUGAGGUCCCAGAAGUGCCCAGCGCUGCCUUGACAGUGACAAACAACUCAGACCUGAAUGACUCCCGGGAGAUAAACUUUGAGUAUCUUAAGCACGUAGUACUAAAAUUUAUGUCCUGCCGGGAAUCGGAGGCAUUCCACCUCAUCAAAGCUGUGUCCGUUUUGCUGAACUUCUCUCAAGAGGAAGAAAGGAUGCUCAAGGAAACCCUGGAAUACAAGAUGUCCUGGUUUGGGUCAAAACCGUCUCCUAAGGGCAGCAUCCGACCCUCCAUUUCAAGUCCCAGGACCCCAUGGUCAUGAAUGGCCCCAAAGAACACACAGCCCACCCUUAAGUUGUUCUUUCUCUCCAGGAAAAGGA
This is a messenger RNA of Euleptes europaea (tarantolino), 2677 nucleotides long. RefSeq names its product golgin A1 (gene GOLGA1). The transcript is spliced from 24 exons. Bases 46 to 2619 code for a protein of 857 amino acids. The record is from RefSeq and is a predicted model, not a curated record. Gene Ontology annotation, cellular component: Golgi apparatus. NCBI's taxonomy places the organism in Eukaryota, Metazoa, Chordata, Lepidosauria, Squamata, Sphaerodactylidae.